Messenger RNA from Lachancea nothofagi CBS 11611, 1863 nucleotides. The record is from the annotation of a GenBank genome assembly. Lineage: Eukaryota; Fungi; Ascomycota; Saccharomycetes; Saccharomycetales; Saccharomycetaceae.
AUGACAGGCACCGAUGAGACCAACCAGGCUAUCCAGCACAGCUAUGUUACCGCGGAUUUUGAGACUAAAAACGGUAUAGUAGACGAAGGGCUGACAAAGGAAUCCUCGGACGAGUAUAUCCUGCCAGAUAAAGCGCAGUUGACAAAAUCGCUAGUCAUCCGUAAGGCUGAGUUAAUGGCGAAACAAUACGACACCGUGUUGCUAAAGUCUCUAUUUCUAUUCGCUGCGUUCAUAUGUUCAUUUGGCUACGGAUUGGAUGGAAACAUAAGAAGCAUCUACAUGAAUUAUGCCAUGAAUUCUUACGAAAGUCUUUCCCUGAUAUCUACAAUCGAAGUAGUAAGCUCAGUGAUGUCUGCUAUUUCCCAAAUUUUUUUUGCAGGGCUGUCAGAUGUCUUUGGUAGGCUCAGCUUAUUCAUUGUGUCUAUUGUAUUUUAUGUGGUGGGUACAGUUAUUCAAUGUCAGGCAUAUAACGUCCAGAGAUAUGCGGCCGGAUCUGUCUUCUAUAGCAUAGGACUUACUGGUGUUAUGUUGGAGCUGGUUUUGAUUCUCUCCGAUAACUCGUCACUGAAGUGGAGAUUGUUUUACAUAUUUGUACCAGCUUGGCCAGCUAUUAUCACCACUUGGGUUUCUGGUAAUGUUGUGGAUGCCGCAACCCCAGAGAACAAUUGGUCUUGGGAUAUCGCUAUGUGGGCAUUCAUUUUUCCAUUGACUUGCGUUCCGUUGAUUGGUUGCAUGCUUCACAUGAGAUGGAAGGUGAGAAACGACCCAGAGUGGAUAGAGUUGCAGACAGAAAACUCUUUUUAUCAAACCCAUGGGUUGAUUCAAACUCUGGUUCAGCUAUUUUGGAAGCUAGACAUUGUGGGUCUCUUAUUAUUCGCUGCGAGCAUAGGAUGUAUUCUUGUUCCCUUGACUUUAGCUGGUGGAUAUUCUUCGCAAUGGCAGAACCCUAAAAUUAUUGCGCCAUUUGUGGUUGGCUUCGUUUUGGCUUUGGUGUUUAUUUAUUGGGAAAGCAAGUUGGCUCUUCUACCAUUUGCCCCAUUUAGGCUGUUAAAAGACCGUGGUGUCUGGGCGGCUUUAUGGAUCAAUUUCCUAGUAUGUUUCAUUUACGCUAUGGCUUGUGGUUACCUGUACCCCAUUUUAAUUAUUGGUAUGAAUCAGACUGAUCUUUCUGCGACGAGAAUUUCGAGUCUAUACUCUUUCGUUGCUGCCAUUUUCUCUCCAUUCAUGGGCUUCGCCGUCACCAGAUCUUCCAGAUUGAAACCCUACUUACUUGGUGGUUGCUCACUUUAUUUUGUCACGAUGGGAUUGUUUUACUACUACAGAGGAGAUCAAGGAUCUGCCAAAGGCAUCAUUGGUGCUAUGAUUGUUUGGGGUUUUGCUAGCUGUAUGCUCGACUACCCUGUAAAUGUUUCGCUUCAAUCUGUCACCUCUCAUGAACAUAUGGCAACAGUUACAGCCUUAGGCUACACAAUUUUCAGCAUUGGUGGGGCGGUUGCGGCCGCUGUCUCAGGCGCCAUAUGGACUCAAUUACUAUACCCUAAACUUGUAGAAUUCAUGGGCGAUACAGACUUGGCGGAAGCUGCAUAUAGCUCACCAUAUGAUUUUAUCAAUGACUAUCCAUGGGGAACUCCUAUGAGAACUGCUUUGGUUGAGGCUUAUAAACAUGUGCAAAAGUACGAGGUCAUAGUCGCAUUAGUGUUUACGGCGCCGAUGCUCUUUUUGACAUUUUGCUUGAGAGAUCCUGAGUUGGGUGACGAUGUUGCUCAAAAGCUGGAUGAAGGGGAAUACGUCAAUGCUGCAGAAGAGGAUCCUAUUGGCGACUGGAUUUCUUCUCGUUUUUCCAAAUUGAGGCGCAGAGGAUGA